AUGAAGUACCUUUACAAAGCCGUCGUUAAAGAGCAUGUCAAAUUACCUCUGGAUCUGACCAAAUACCCCAAGUUAUCAAAAGAGCAAGCGGGCCAUCUGCGUCACUUUUAUAAUCUAAGUGCAGCCAACGAUGAGCCAGCCCAAGAGUUCCUCGACGCAUACCGGUAUCAACUAGCAACCAUGGUUUACGCGGCUGCAUUAACUCACUUCCAUCGUAUGCCAGCCAUGCGGACACUCUUUCAACGCUUGAUCCGUCGCUUAAUUUACAAGAUGCUACGACGUGAAGUAUGGGGGUAUUGGUAUCUCACGUCGCAAUCCGGCAUUCGCCUAGACCCAGAUCUGAAAGAGCUCCGCAAACCCUGGGCGAACCCGUUUGAGCGUCAAGGUAGCCUGACGUUUGAAUGGGACCCGCUGUUUUGGGGGAUGGGGAAAGAAAGUUUUGCAUAUGAUAAUGGAAGCCUACAAGAAGCAAUUCUUGAGGAAAUGGAGCGCAAUGGGUGGAUAGGCGUGUGUUGUGAGCCUAGUUUAGUUUUUGUGGCUUGUAAUCAAUUCCCAAUUAUCGCAAUGCGGUUGAAUGAUAUCCGGAGGGGAACUAAUAUUGUGGAGACGGUCCUUGAAAAAUACAGAUUUGCAUUGAAAUCCAAUGACAUGAUCUCACGCAAUGAACUAUACAGAAGUUGGCUGAGCGUUAAGCAAGGAACUGUGUCUCCGGCCCGUAGUAUUGGGUUCACUGCCUGGGCUGCUGCGUUCAUGAAUUCUUGGAACACUGAAUUUGUCGAAAUCCAGCAUCCCGCCGUAGCCACCUUCUACAGAGCAGCUCUUAAUCAACAACUGAAAAAUGUUGAUGACGACCAUUCGCAUGUUCUACAUGAAGCACGCAGACACUAUAUUGCUGCUCGGCACACCAAUUCACCCUCUUACAACGAGCCAACCCUGGGAUAUUUUGUCCAGUGGCUUUCCGAACUGGGGAAAACGACCGAAUUAGAGGAUCUUUUAGCUUAUGUCGACGCGAACCUGGCGCCAGCAUGGCAAGAUGGAGGUCUAUACUAUCCUAGAUGUGGCCAGGCAACGGACGAUGAGGGGCAGUGGACGCGAAUGGAUCCGUUUUCCGGAAAUGCUGCUAUUGGAUACGCCAGGCUAAAUGUGGAAGAUGGUCAGAAAAGGAUCUGGGAUAAUCCAUGGACGAAAGAGGAUGUGUCUAGCCGCCCUUGGGUCGACGGCUUGGAUCUUUCCCACGGCGUUGAUUGUCUACGAGAUAUUUUCGACGAGAAUGUUACUGCUAUGACAAUUACAUUUCAGGAAUGGGCUGGCCAAGAUGUGAAAGUCAGCUUUGAAGUCAAAAAGCUACCCGGCGGUCGCUGGGGUAUUUAUCAAAGGCACAAAGAAGGAGUGGUGUAUGAGUCUUUAGAGGGAGUGAAUAUUCCCGUGGACAUUAAUAUCAAGGCGGGUAGAGAAGUUGAUAUUGUGAUCAUAAAAUAG
Molecule: messenger RNA, 1479 nt
Organism: Talaromyces proteolyticus
Lineage: Eukaryota; Fungi; Ascomycota; Eurotiomycetes; Eurotiales; Trichocomaceae
Exons: 6
Coding region: 1-1479 (492 amino acids)
Source: RefSeq, a predicted model, not a curated record